CUUCCUUUUCUUUUUCUUUCUUUCUUUCUUCUUUUCUAUAUAUAUUUAUAUCCUUCAUCUACAUUUAAAAGCAGCUGGUUUGCUUUUUCUUUUCAUUCCCCCCUCCUCCUCGUUUAUUAUAUUCUUCCUUACUAUAAUAUAUAUUAUGCUUACUCUUCAAAAAGUGAUUGAUCGAGUGACAGAAACAAAAUGGUCAAAAUUAUACAUUUCAGUAGCAGUAUUGCAAUGUAUUUUUAUUGUGGUCAUUCAACUUAUUAUAUGUUCACAAAAUACAUUACAAGCCAAUAUGUUACCAUAUACAAGUACUAAUAGCGCGAUGACUUUUAGUACAGACUCUUCUUAUAUUCCAGAAAUGGCAGCUGAUAGACUUGGAAGAAUCAAAUGGGAAAAUAUUGCUUUUGUUGGUUUUCAAGUUUGGUUUGUCGGAAUGGCAUUUGAUGCGACUGUUUAUCAAAAUACUGCUGAAAUCUUAGCUUUAUCUAUUUUAAAUGUGAUUUGCGCUAUCCUUGGUGCUCUGGAAGUAGUGGAUGGACAUAAAUGGCUUGAAAGAUUAAAAACUACUCAUUACAGUACCGAACCUUUGGCAUUGGCUGAAAAAUUAGAAAUCGCUUUAUCUGUCGUCAUUAUGGCUUUUGCUUGUGCUUUAGCUUAUCUUAGUUACGAAAUGUCUCGACAAUUUGGUUGGAAUAUAUAUAAGAAAAUUGGUGCUGAUAUUCAAGUACAACGAAUGUAUCGAACUUUUCAAUUCUUUGUAUUAUCUCUCAAGAUUGAUAUAUUUACUGGUUUCCUUGUAUCCAUCUUUUAUCUUAUUCAAUUUGCUCUCAAGAAAGGGAUUAUGUGGGAAAGUGGAAUUCAACUUGUAGUCACCAUUCUCAUGUUACCAAUGCUUUAUUUUGCUCGUACAGCUGGAAGCACUGAAAGUACUGGUCGUAUGAUUGCAUUUAUUACAUUUCAAUGUAUUGCCAUUGUCCAUUAUGUGCUGAUUUUGACUCAAACGUUUGAACCUGACAACUUUUGGUAUACAUGGAUUGUAUUAGUAUUCGUUAGUUUUGCUUCUGAUGUCAUCACAAUCACAUUAGGGAUCAUCUGUAUGCGAAAUUUCGGUAAAGGAUUGAAACCAUUUGUUCAACGUGGUAGCAACAAAACCAAGUUACAAGACUUGGAAAUGAAUGACAAGGCCAAGGAUAGACAAAGUUGGAGAAUUGAUGAUGAUUAGUUCUUUUUUUUUUAUUUUUAUUAUUAUUAUUUAUUCAUGUACCUUAGUUCAUCAUUUACCCUCACCAAUAUAUAUUUUAUUUCUUUU
Halteromyces radiatus is the source of this 1303-nucleotide messenger RNA. RefSeq lists its product as uncharacterized. The transcript has 7 exons. The coding region runs from base 146 to 1216 and encodes 356 amino acids. NCBI's taxonomy places the organism in Eukaryota, Fungi, Mucoromycota, Mucoromycetes, Mucorales, Cunninghamellaceae. The record is from RefSeq and is a predicted model, not a curated record. Gene Ontology annotation, cellular component: Golgi apparatus.